This is a messenger RNA of Meriones unguiculatus (Mongolian gerbil), 329 nucleotides long. It is a transcript of the gene Snrpf, whose product is annotated as small nuclear ribonucleoprotein polypeptide F. Bases 132 to 329 code for a protein of 65 amino acids. Gene Ontology annotation, molecular function: RNA binding. NCBI's taxonomy places the organism in Eukaryota, Metazoa, Chordata, Mammalia, Rodentia, Muridae. Gene Ontology annotation, cellular component: U1 snRNP; catalytic step 2 spliceosome. Gene Ontology annotation, biological process: spliceosomal snRNP assembly; mRNA splicing, via spliceosome. The transcript has 3 exons. The record is from RefSeq and is a predicted model, not a curated record.
UACGCCUCCUUUUGGCGGCCAUUUCUCUUGGCGUCUGCUCGGCUCGGGCUAGCGGCAGCUGUUCCAAUCACGAGGGGCCGGCAGCGGCGCGGUCGGCGGCUAGUGGUGUGCAGCACUCCCGGGUGUUCGCGAUGAGUUUACCCCUCAAUCCUAAGCCUUUUCUCAAUGGGCUGACAGGAAAGCCAGUGAUGGUAAAACUGAAGUGGGGAAUGGAGUACAAGGGCUACCUGGUCUCUGUGGAUGGCUACAUGAACAUGCAGCUUGCAAAUACAGAAGAAUACAUAGAUGGGGCAUUGUCUGGACAUCUGGGUGAAGUUCUAAUAAGGUAA